Miscanthus lutarioriparius is the source of this 1209-nucleotide messenger RNA. NCBI's taxonomy places the organism in Eukaryota, Viridiplantae, Streptophyta, Magnoliopsida, Poales, Poaceae. The record is from the annotation of a GenBank genome assembly.
AUGGAGGAGCGGGAGAAGCUCGUGUUCCUGGCCAAGCUCGCCGAGCAGGCGGAGCGAUACGACGAUAUGGUGGAAUUCAUGAAGAAUCUUGCUAGGAUGGAUGUGGAUAUGAGUGCUGAAGAAAGGCAUUUGUUCUCAGUUGGUUUCAAGAACACUAUCGGGGCAAAGAGAGCAUCAUGGAGAAUCAUUUGCUCACAUGAGCAAAAGGUCACAACUGAUCGUCAGACUGGUGUGAUGAUAGAUGCCUAUAAAAAGAAAGUAGAAGAUGAACUAAGGAAGGUUUGCAAUGAAGUAUUGUCAAUCAUCGCUAUUCAUUGCCUUCCCUUGGCCAAUGCGGGUGAAAAUGUCGUGUUCUUUUAUAAGAUGAAUGGUGACUACUAUCGUUACUUGGCUGAAUUUAGCACUGGAACUGAAAGGAAAGCUGACUCUGAUCAGUCACUUAUGGCCUAUCAGCAUGCCAUGGUUGUCGCCUCCAGUGAGCUCUCACCUGCCCACCAGAUCCGGCUUGGCCUUGCUCUCAAUUUGUCGGUCUUCUUUUAUGAGAUAAUGAACUCUCAUGAGAGAGCUUGCCAAGUGGCAAAACAAGCAUUUGAUGAGGCUCUUACUGAGAUAAAUUCUGGUGAAGGGGUUUACAAGGAUAGCACACUUAUGAUGCAGCUUCUGAAGGACAACUUAGCAUUGUGGACAUCAGAACUAACUGGAGGUGAAGCAUCCAAGGAUAAUGAUGUCGACAUGGAGGUGAUGCUGUAUUGGCAAUUUACAGUGAUGAGAGUGAGUUUUGAACUAAAUACACUGGAAAACCAUCUAAGCUCUGCAAUUUUGCUGAUGAACAUGUGGGUGCGUAUACACGGGGGUGCAGAUUUUACUGUCUGGUUGUCAGGACCCUGGUGGGCUGUUGGACCGGCCAAUGGUCAAGAGAAGUGGGCUGGGCCAUCUUGGGCCCAUGGAAGGAAACGACGAUACAAAACUCACUCUGGCAACCCAUCCUGGCCACGGUGCAGUGGGCCGCAUCCAGGCUCGCCGCCGCCGGGUCGGCCUUCGGCAGGCCGGCCGGCGACCACCCCCGGCAUUCUCCUUAAUUGCUUCCUCGACCUCGAUGUUGCCACCGGAAGCAGCCAUCACCAACCCUGCGGCAACAAGUGUGAGCUGCGCUGCGCACACCAAGGGGGCAGAAACGGCCACGAACAGGACGACCGCAGUCUUGUUUAA